Molecule: messenger RNA, 1128 nt
Organism: Wickerhamiella sorbophila
Lineage: Eukaryota; Fungi; Ascomycota; Dipodascomycetes; Dipodascales; Trichomonascaceae
Product: Ubiquitin-binding protein CUE5
Exons: 1
Coding region: 1-1128 (375 amino acids)
Biological process (GO): ubiquitin-dependent protein catabolic process
Cellular component (GO): cytoplasm
Molecular function (GO): ubiquitin conjugating enzyme binding; ubiquitin binding
Source: RefSeq, a predicted model, not a curated record
AUGGUCAGCAACAAAGAGCAGCUGAAGAAAGAGGCAGAGGCGUCGGUUUCACUGUCUGAAGCGGCUCCUGAGCCGCAUAUCGAGACGCACCCUGAGCCUGUCCCUAGACCAAAGUCCCCGUUCUCCCAGGCAAUGGAGGAGCUGCGGGAUGCCUUCCCGGACGCUGACGAGCCUGUCAGACGUGCUGUGCUUGUGGCAGCCAGUUGCCGGCUAGAGCGUGCGUUCAAUGGAAUGCUUGCUCUAUCGGAUGACACAAUUCGCCCCAGCCCGCCUACUCCUGUGGCCAAAGACAACCAAAUCGCUCGCGAUGAAGAGCUGGCCCGUCAGCUGGCCCGCGAUUAUAGAGCGCCUUCAUCGCGCCAGUCCGGUGACGAGCGUCGCAGGAGCUCUGAUCGGAGUGGAUCGCGACAGUAUUCUGACCUGGAGCACGACGAUGACAGCUGGGAUAACUUUUCCGAGAACAUUCGCCAGGGCUGGACCGAGACAACAAAGAAGGUGUCGUCGCUGUUUGGCCAAUUGCGUGAGCGGAUCCAAAACGAGAUGGCGGAUCCUUAUGAGGAUAAUGAGCGUGAUUUGUAUGGUGUUCCGGAGCGCCGCUCUUCACAUCCCCGUCGAGGCUCUCCUCGUUAUGAGGAUGCCCCGCCCCCGCCCCCUCGUCCCCAGCGUACGGUCAAGCCUGUGAAUGCGUUUGGCGAAGAGCAAGCGUCUAGAUGGCAGCCUCUUCAAGCCAGUGAGACUAGCGACGCAUUCUUUAUUGGCGAGAGCGACUCUGAUUUGGAGAGUUUAACUGGAGACGGCGAGCCCGGGGAAGGCAAGAGUGCCAGGGCGUCCAAGACUGAUUUGAGGGAGACCGGUUCGAAGUCUGAUUCGAAGGGACCCAAGGCCGAUUCCAAGGCCGACUCAAAGGAGCCUAAGACUAGUUCAAAGACUGACUCUGCCGACUCAAAGGGGCCCAAGACUGCUUCCAAGGACGGUUCAAGCGACCCAAAGAAGUCUAAGACUGGUGCCAAGACCGAUUCGAAGGAAUCCGACUCAAACGCCGACUCAGAUGAUACGAACAAGGUUGAAGAAUCAGAGUCCAAGGAUCCCAAAGACAAGAACUCCAAAGAAUCCAAAGACAAGAACUAG